Aspergillus brunneoviolaceus CBS 621.78 is the source of this 792-nucleotide messenger RNA. RefSeq names its product PEX11 family protein. Gene Ontology annotation, cellular component: peroxisomal membrane. NCBI's taxonomy places the organism in Eukaryota, Fungi, Ascomycota, Eurotiomycetes, Eurotiales, Aspergillaceae. The coding region runs from base 1 to 792 and encodes 263 amino acids. The record is from RefSeq and is a predicted model, not a curated record. The transcript is spliced from 4 exons. Gene Ontology annotation, biological process: regulation of peroxisome size; peroxisome fission.
AUGACGGUAGUUGGUGGUCAAACAUUGGUCUACUCCCGUUUGUUAUCAGAAGCACCGAGCAACCGAGAGAUCCCCAUCCUGAAAAUGGUUGCUGACGCCCUGGUCUAUCACCCUGCUGUAGCGCAUUAUUUGCGCUUUGUUGCGACAACUGUUGGUCGCGAUAAGAUUCUCCGCACCCUGCAAUAUUUCUCUCGUUUCUAUGCCUGGUACUUGUACCGCACCAACCGCCCGCAGUCUGCCAUCGAUCCCUAUAAUGCUAUCAAGAAGCAGUUCGGAACCACGCGUAAGAUCCUCAGAAUCGGAAAGUUUGUUGAACACUUGAAGGCUGCCGCGCUGGCCUCCGACAACAAGAACCCGAUCGACCCAGUACUUCGCUACCUUGCGGUUGGUCGGCAGCUUGGUUAUGCUGGGUACUUGUCUCUUGAUACCAUCACGGUUGUGGACGCGAUUGGUGUGCGCAAACUUGCUUCCAUGAAACGACUGCAGGACUCGGCCUAUCGCUCGUGGAUGGCAGGACUGGCGUGCAGCGCGGUUGCUAGUUUGUAUACCCUCUUCCGGCUGAGGGAGAAGGCGAAGACCCUUGAUCUUAAGGAGGGUGAGGGUGUUGUGGAGGCGAAAAAGCUUGAGAAGGAACGCUCCACAGCUCGUAUUCAGCUGAUCUCCGACCUGUGCGACUUGACUGUUCCUGUGUCUGCUCUUGGUCUUGCUGCACUUGAUGAUGGUCUCGUUGGUAUUGCAGGAACGGUCAGCAGUUUGAUUGGUGUCUGGUCGCAGUGGCGAAAGACUGCUUAG